AAUUAGCUGUUAGCUUUCCUACGUACUUGAUGCACGUUAAGUGCAUAGUUUGUAACCAUAUGAUUUACGGGUUCAAGUUAGCGUCCCAUCUUUUGCCUCAGAACGUAUUUCCCAAAUACCGAUCAUAUGUCACCGUGUGUAACAAUCUGCGCAAAAUUCCACGUGCAAGAAGAUCAGAUACCAUCACCGUCAGUGACGCAAUGGAAGACGUCAUAUGAUCGAUGUUCAAGGUACCCGUUUAUGGCCUAAUUAUGAGACAAUUAUCGUCCAAAGCGGUGUGGUGCUGCAGAUGUGCAAGAAGCCACAUAAUGUUACUACCCGGAGACGAAGACGGUACGUAAGGAGAGUUCGUUGAAAGCCUCGUGGCCUUCUAGGACUACACAUGCAUAACAUUACUGUUAAACAUUUAUCAUCCUGGUGCCGGUGUUUCGUUUUGCAAAUUACAUAACUCACAAUAUUAAUCAAACAUCACCCAACUGACACGUUGGGAUACGGUGAAAGCAAUUCGAUUACUAAAAUAUGGUUCACGCUCAAGUUGUGCUCUGCGUGAUCUCGGCAUAGAUUCUCCAACGUAGCUAAAAUCGAACACAGCAGCAAAAAAGGUAAAUGAAUCCCGACUAGUGCAGUACCAUUGGCUCCCUUCGAUUGCUAAGUACAGCCAACGCAAGAAAUAUACUUACAGUCAGGCGGGUUCGUUCCCACUCGUGUCAACCAAUCGCUGUCAUCGAUCCUGUUGCCUGCCGCUUGUUGGUGGUUGCAUGGCGGUGGUCAGUCGCGCGCGACACAACUGAUGGUGUGGUUUUACAGAGCGUACCCUUCAGAACUAAUAGCGAUUCCGUCGAGGCUAGUUGUGUGCAGAACGAUAGCGUACCAUUUUAUCAUUCGUGUGUUAUUCGUGCGAGGUGAUGGUGGUUUGGUAGACGUGACCGUUUGCUGCCCCUGUUGCAGAUGCAGCUGCAAUAGUAGUACGCUCAAGCAUUCUAGUGGAGCUUUGUGACAGCUUUAAUACGUACGAAGAAUGGACAAAUUGCACGAGUAUCAAGGUUUGACUGGACGGUGGCACGAGUGGCGUUCCAAUGCCCGCCAGUGGCACGAAGGAUGGCGCGAAAGACAUCCCGGCGGUGUACGUCAGUACCUGAAAGACACGGUACUGAUUGGUGGUGGUACGCACACAGCCGCACCGAUGGGAACGGAAGCUGAACACAGUGUCAGAACAGGAUGGAACGAGGGUGCAGUUGACUUCUCGCACAUCUAUCGUCGUAAAACACGUCUGGAGCUGAUACGCAUCUCUGCCGCCGUGAUGGGUAUCGAGUUUUCCUACGCCGCCGAGACGGCCUUUGUCUCACCGACGCUGCUCAAAAUCGGCGUUGAGCAUCAGCACAUGACGCUUGUCUGGUGUCUAUCACCGUUGGUAGGCUUCUUUUUAACGCCCGUGCUCGGUUCGCUGAGCGAUCGGUGUCGAAGUAAGUUUGGACGCCGGAGACCGUUCAUAAUGUUACUGUCGUUGGGCGUACUGCUCGGAUUGCUGCUCGUACCGAACGGUGAGGACGUCGGGUAUGCGAUGGGUGACUUUAACCCGUAUGCCAUCAACACUACACUGAAUGGGGGUAGUAGCGUUGGCAACAGUAGUGAUGACAGCACGAUCGCGGGCUACGUGUGGCAGGAACCCCCCGAUAAACCAAUGUCACAGCGCAGCUUGGAGCCAAUGUCGCAACGUACCGCAACCAUCAAGGCUGCUCUGGUACCGCCGGAUAUUCCGGCGCAAAGACCCCGCCAUCCGUGGGGUAUUUUCUUCACCAUACUCGGCACGGUACUGCUCGAUUUUGACGCGGAUGCCUGCCAAAGUCCGGCACGGGCAUUUCUGCUCGAUGUUACCGUGCCGGAGGAUCAUGCUCGCGGACUGUCCACCUUCACCAUCAUGGCGGGAUUGGGCGGAUUCAUGGGGUACUCGCUUGGCGGUAUCGACUGGGACAAUACCUCACUCGGGAUCGUGCUUGGCGGUCACGUGCGGGCCGUCUUUUCACUCAUCACGAUCAUCUUCAUCGUGUGCGUUCUCUGCACGGUGACGAGUUUCAGCGAAAUUCCACUCUGGAUUCUGGAGGAGGAGCUCGAACGGCAGGAUCCACCGAUGGAACUGAGAGCGAACAAUGCGGCAAGCGACGAACCCGUCACAUACGGUGCCACAUUACACGAACGACCAUCCGAUGGUGGUGCUACGCGCGGUGAUCAACAACACGGCGCUAGCUACGAUGAGCUUCCAGGGGAAAACUUCACCGAGACCAGCUUUAGCCGACACGAAACGUCCAAAGCAACGGGGAACGGAGACGCCACUGCCAGCGUGAAGCGUAUCAGUGAUGAAAAUGGCCGUGAUACACCGCACGACGAAGACAAACCAGCCGUUACGCUCAGCAUGUACCUGAUGUCGAUCAUCUACAUGCCGCACUCGUUGCGGAUGGUAUGUCUAACGAAUCUGUUCUGCUGGAUGGCACACGUGUGCUACUCGCUCUACUUUACCGACUUUGUCGGCGAAGCCGUGUUCGACGGAGAUCCCAAGGCAUUGGACGGUACCGAAAAGUAUCUGCUUUAUGAAGCUGGUGUGCGAUUUGGGUGCUGGGGUAUGGCGAUGUACUCCCUGUCAUGUGCCUGCUACUCACUGAUCAUCGAGCGGCUUAUUAAGCGUUUCCGCGCUAAGAGCGUUUACGUCGGCGGACUACUCUUCUACUGUCUGGGCAUGUCGUUGAUGGCAUUAUCGAAACACCGUGUGGGGGUGAUUGUAUUUAGCUGGACCGCAGGCGUCAUGUAUUCGACGCUCUUCACCAUGCCCUACCUGCUCGUUGCUCACUACCAUUCGGAAGGUGUGUUUGAAGUGAACGAAUGUGGGGAGGCAAAACAAAGCACCGGUGCCAUCCGAGGACUCGGUACGGAUGUGGCCAUCGUGAGCAGUAUGGUGUUUCUGGCCCAGUUUGUACUCUCCAUCUGUAUGGGUUCGAUCGUCGCCUGGACCGGUACGACCACGGCCGUAGUUACCAUUGCCGCCAUGUUAAGCUUCUGCGGGGCCCUUUCCGCUACACAAAUCAUGUAUUUGAAUUUGUAAGAUUUUACCAACACGGAAAAGUAUUCAGCUUGUAAGCCUACGCAUCCAUACACAAAUACCACACACGUUUAAUAGCAAACCUAGAUCUAUCACGGAAAUGUAGUUCUAUAUCGUGUAUUCAUAUUACCGCGUGAUGCGUUCGGAUCUCAUAAUACUAUUUGAAAAGAAAGCACAAGAAUGAAAACUGGAAACAGCAGUACGAACCGGACGAAUCAGUUGCAGUGGAAUGGCGGGAAACAUACAAAAGCACUUCCUGCUCUGUAGACGGUAAAAUGAAACCCUCGAACCGUUGCAAAGCGGUUAGCUUAAUUAUUAAUUCUAGCUAGUACUGGCAGGCGUUUCAUUAGCUAAAACAAAACAAGUAACUCUGCCUAAUAUAAUGUUUGUGUGUGAGUGUGUCAGUAUAGUAAACAUAAAUCCUAAACGAUAUGCUAAUUGAACGAUUCAUCGAUCGCAUAUUUAACUAUACAACAAUAUAUGUAUUAAAGAUGUUUUAGUUUAUUUGCAUCGGAAAAUAACGACGGCGAUGCUAAGAUACAAGUUUGUAGUGUAAUUACUGAUGAAUAAAUAUUAAUUCUAAAAGUUUGUGUGGAAUGUGUGCCAAACUUUAAACUGUA
This is a messenger RNA of Anopheles funestus (African malaria mosquito), 3711 nucleotides long. It is a transcript of the gene lovit, whose product is annotated as membrane-associated transporter protein. Lineage: Eukaryota; Metazoa; Arthropoda; Insecta; Diptera; Culicidae. The transcript is spliced from 5 exons. Gene Ontology annotation, cellular component: membrane. Gene Ontology annotation, molecular function: sucrose:proton symporter activity. The record is from RefSeq and is a predicted model, not a curated record. The coding region runs from base 1019 to 3094 and encodes 691 amino acids.